Molecule: messenger RNA, 1894 nt
Organism: Maylandia zebra (zebra mbuna)
Lineage: Eukaryota; Metazoa; Chordata; Actinopteri; Cichliformes; Cichlidae
Biological process (GO): cell adhesion; positive regulation of cell population proliferation
Cellular component (GO): plasma membrane
Molecular function (GO): cytokine activity; stem cell factor receptor binding
Source: RefSeq, a predicted model, not a curated record
UGCAGCUCCUCCCCCUCACUUUUGUCAGUCAGAGGGUGCAGGUGUUGGUAAUGGAUGUCAAGGUGCCUUUUCUCCUCCUGAGUCUCUUGACAAAUUUGACUCUCUGCUUUGAAUAUGGGUCACCAGUAACCGAUCUCCAUAGAGUGGCACUGUUGAAGCAGGAUCUUCCCAGUGACUAUUUGGUUCCCAUUAGUUAUGUUCCCAACGAGGUGGCUGGCACUUGUUGGGUGGUGCUAAAUAUCUAUCCAUUGGAGCAAAGUCUUGAGAGAUUGACCAACAAUUUUGGUGACAAAUCCACCAACAGAGAAAGCCUGCUUAUUUUUAUUGAAAUUCUCCAAACUGUGUGGCUGAAGUUUGACCAUAUGAAAGUGGAAAUAUUGAUGCAGUACUUUGAUUGCCACUAUCAGGAACAGCACAUACCAUCUGGCCCUUACUUUGACUACAUGGAAAACCUCUUACGUGGAGCUGAUCGAGGACUAUUUGAUUUCUCAUGUGAACCACCACCGUGCCCAAGUACUCGACAAACAUUUACGACUCCUCAAGAAACAUCCCAGUCACCACCUAACCUUAGAACUCAACAAACACCAGAGUUUCUGGAGGACGACAACUUGACGCUUUUGAUUUUUGUCACCAUCUCCAUUGCAGUUUGUGUCAUUGUUUGUGUGUUUUUGUCGCUGGUGAGUAAACCAUCAAACCCCUAACCCACAAGUACUGUUGAGUCAACAAUUUCAUUCAUCCAUGCUGGCUUAUGGAUAAAUGCCAACAAAACGUUUGAGUUUAAUACCGAUAGAAAACACUUUAUAGUGGUGUACUUUUAUCAGUAAAAUAUGAUCAAUAUGUUAAACAAACCUGCCAGACAUUCCUAUUUGGUAUUAAAAUUGUGUGCAUGUUGGUGUAACACCUCCUUUAAGACAUGCUAUGUAGCUUCACAGGAAGCAUUACUUCCAUGAGUCUGGUUGGUUGGGAGUAGCGUUUGCAGUAAUAAGAGGGCUAAGCAUAAAAGCAAAGCGGUCUAAAUUUACUGAUCAAUCUGCACUUUUAUUCUCAUCUAUUGUCAUGAGCUUUUGGUAGUGACCACAAGUUUGAGUUCGUGGAUACAAGCAGCAGAAAGGAGUUUCCUUCUAAGAAUGGGCUCUCAGUCAUUUGAGGAACUCUGAGUAGAGCUGCUACACAUUAGAAGGGGGCAGUUGAGAUUGUUCAAGCUACUGACUAGGCCUCCUAGGUAUGUUGUUGUGGUCAUGUCCCACCGGGAAGAGGCCAAUGGACAGACCAAACACUUGCUGGAGAGACUACAUCUCUCGGCUAGCUUGGGAAUCUCUUGGUGUCACCCCCGGAUGGACGAGCUGGUGUGGGGAGUCUGGUCUUCUCUGCUCAGACUGCUGCCCUUGCAACCCAAACCCAGAUAAGCAGUGAAAGAUGGAUGGCUUGUUGCACAAUGGCAUAAGCAUUAAGCUCAAAACUCUUUUUCCUGUGUACAACCUCUCCAGAAGUGCACUCUUGGCUUUCGGUUAUUCAGGCAGAUAACUGCAUUAGUGCAGAAAUGGUCCGUAAUGCAAGCUGAGAAAGCACGGGACCACAGCUGUGCUGCUGCUUUUUAACAGUUCAAAGAGGACUGCACGGUCCUCUCUGGAUAAAGAAACCCUAAUUUGGGGUAUCUAUUUUGAACCUCUUCUAAAGAGAAUCGCCCUUAGUGUUAAAACUUCAACUCAGCUGUACAGACUCUUGGCCUGUGUGGUCUAAUAAAGCCUAUUUCCUAAUGAGUCUUCAUUUUAGUUGGCACUUCCAGGAAGGCAAUUCUUCUAAAGUUCAACAGCUCAUCAAAAAUUCAGCAGUACUUUGAGGCUGUUUUUGUAUGAUAAACAUUAUUUGGGUGCUCUUUUUUUUUUUUGUUUGU